Molecule: messenger RNA, 360 nt
Organism: Symbiodinium necroappetens
Lineage: Eukaryota; Dinophyceae; Suessiales; Symbiodiniaceae
Source: the annotation of a GenBank genome assembly
AUGGGAAGUGCUUUGCUGCGGGAGGAGGGCCAGAAGCGCGAUGCUCUGCCACCUCUCCUCCAGGAAACGUUUUACGUGAAUGAUCCAAUCCACGGUUUGAUCUGCUUGCCUGGGGUCGUGAAGCUUUUCGUGGACUCCAUGGAGUUUCAGCGCAUGCGCUUCAUUAAGCAGCUGGGAAUCUGUGAAUGGGUCUUUCCAGGCGCAACGCACAACAGGUUCUUUCACUCCAUUGGCACAGCCUACCUUUCCUGGGAGAUGAUCCGCGGGCUUCAGAGCCGCCAGCCGGAGUUGCAGAUCACGAACCGCGACCUCACCUGCGUCACUUUGGCAGGCCUUUGCCACGAUCUCGCGUGCCACUAG